CAGAGUGGUGGAAUAGUGCCAUUAAAUGCCUGCAUGUAUCUGAGUGUGUAAUAGGUAGUAAGCUGCUACGCCACUGCGCAACGAUGGAGCUAUCGUAGCGAUGGAGAUGACGCAAACCGACCCCGCUCCCCCCAAAAGUGUUCAAGACGAACAUGGCGGCAAUUUAACCCAGGUCCAAGAUGACUGUGGCCAUCGGGAGAAAAGAUCCAAGGCAUUCAACCCAGAUACGAACCGGAAAAAAUCAACUGGGGCACAAUCAAACGGCUUUUGCUUUCUCAUAAUUGAAUCCGGGAAACUGCAGCAGUAACGGCAACAGCAUUGAUAAGCUGGCCACAGCUGGUCUCUCUGCGCGCGAGCACCACCCCGGAGAGCAGAAGAGAGGGAGCGAGGCGCGAGGCAUGCGGUUACAGAGAACGUGGUUUCCCCCCGGAGAGCCAUGGAGAACGGGGAUGCGGCAGCGCGAGGCUUAAUCUGUGCGGGCGCGCUAAUUGGAUCGGAAUAACACGCCGACGGCGUCGGGCGCGAGAGAGGAGAGCCCAGGACCGGCGGCGGCACGGCAGCCCACCGUUACCGAGGAUAAAUAACCAGAGUCCAUCUCCCAAAGUCAAUGAGUAUAGUGGCAGAGGAGCCCCCGCGGUGGAGUCGGCCAGAGCUGCGCUUUUCCUAAAAUAUGACCAGGGGUGCUUGGAUGUGUCGGAAGCAAGAUGACGGCUUAAAUAUCUGGUUUGCACCCCGAGAGAACGAGAAGCCAUUUACCGAGUCGGAGCGGGCCCAGAGAUGGCGCCUGUCGCUGGCCUCUCUUCUCUUCAUCACCGUCCUGCUCUCUGAUCACUUGUGGUUCUGCGCCGAGGCCAAACUGACGCGGACCCGAGACAAGCGGCAGGACAAGCGGCUCGCCUUUACGGACAUGGUCGAGUACCCAAACUCCACUCACCACCACACCCCCUCCUCUGACCCCCAUUCCCCCCACGGCCCCCUUGCCAGAAAGCCAGAUAUUAUUUUUAUAGGGAAUUCUACCAAACCUCUGUGGCGACUGGACACCUGUCACCCGGACAGCUUGUCCAAAGACUGCUUCACUUUCACCGACGCAGAGCCCGUGUGCCUGGGCCUCUCCGGGGGCGGGGAGAGGACGCAGUCGGCAGACUUGAAUCUGAGCGAUUUGUAUCUUUCUUUUUGUAAUUCCUACUCUCUUUUGGAUUUGUUUAACGGGAUUACAAGUCCGGACAAUAUAAACUGCAGCCUGGACGUGGCUGAGGGUGACACGCUGGGAUGCAGCGAGUGUGUCCGGGUUUACCAGCGCUUUGACCGGCAAGCUCAGGAGGACUACCGGGAGUUUGAGCUGUUGGUUGAGAAAUAUGAGACUGAUGAAUACUCGGUCAGGACAUGUAUGGAGGAAUGCAAGACGGUAUAUAAGCCCUGGCUGUGCUCACAGUACUUCCAGACCACACAGAUGCACUGCAGUAAGAGGAUCCCGUGUGGCCAGUACUGUCUGGAGGUGCAGCAGAGGUGUCCCUUCAUCCUUCCCGACAAUGACGAUCUCAUCCACGGAGGAAGCCCCAGUUUUAUAUGCACAGGGCUGUUGGAGGAGUACCAUGGGGUGGUGGGUGCAGACGCAGAGUGCUGUGAUGUUCGGUGGGACUUCCAGACAGAAGCGGACAACAACCAUUCCCGGGGGACCCUCAAAAGAACUCACCCAUCCUGUCACCACCGUACCUCUCUCAGUUCCUCGGCCGUGUGCAGAGUGUGCAACAGCCGGCUCAAACUCUGCCUGCUAGUCCUUGUCCUCCUGCACACUGUCGCCUCCCUAACCGCAUCCCACAAUGCAACGGGACUGGGCCUCCCUGCCUCACUCGCCCCUCUGGAGGAGAGCUCCCCCGCCAACGAGGAGUGAACGGGUGGCCGAUGAUAUAGGUUGUCACGACAAUAUGAAACAUCUCCGCCUCGGUCGGGAAUGCUAUGUGCUGUUGGCUAGACGUCUGCAGCCGCUGUGCUUUCUGGGUAAUUGAGUCUUUGCAGAGGUGUUGGACUACUUAUAAAUGGAAGACAUGCAAAUCAAUCAAAACAAACAGACUUACAAACAAAGAGAGGAAAACAUGACAGUGUCGGGAACGUGGGACAAGGCAGCAGCCUGUGUUGAGUAGGAAGAACUCCUCACUGCUGAGUUUCUCUCACUGAGCUUUUUUACACUGUUUCCCUGUUCUGGCUUUCUGUUGCACUGGCCAACUACGGGAUAACACUCACUGUCCUUUUACAAUGUCCAUCCUUUAUGUUGUUCCUUUAUGGGUCUCUUGUGCACGAAGGAAAUGUCUCAUCAGUAUAGGAUAGAUAACAUCAAAAAGCAAAGUUGUGAGUGUGUGCAUACUUGUGUGUGUGUGAUUGUGUGUGGGUGUUUACUCUGAAGUCUCAACUUAUUUGGGUUCCCAUUCCUAAAGCGGCUUUAGAUGUAGGAAAGGACACUAAAAUGUUAGAGUAGUGGUUUGUUCUCAUGGUUCCGUGUGGCUAAAUUGGUAGAGAAUGGUGCUUACAGCGCCAGGGUUGUGGGUUUGAUUCCCACGGGGGACCAGUAUGAAAAUGUAUGCACUCACUACUGUAAAUUGCUUUGGAUAAGAGCAUCUGCUACAAUGUAAACAAAUUAUCCUUGGUAAAAUUAACGUACACCCAGACUACACUACUGGCCAGUGAUAUAAUUCUAAUGCUUCUCAAUAUAGAAGACAACCCCUUGAUAUAGAAGUAUCCCACUAGCCUUUCUCUGUCCCUACCACACACUCUGUCCAUGCUCUGUCUUCUCAGCCCAGCACUCCACACAUAGCAGGUCUACUGUUUGUCUAAUCAAAAUGUCUUACCUCUAUUCUGUACGUGCAUGUGGAGGCUCUCUUAAUGAUGUGAAAUUCACAGCCUUGUUGGUUUGCUUUACAUAGCCUUAGCCCCCCUUUGUGGUAGAGAACACUACUGCACCCCCAAAAGACCACUAGUAAGGUAGCAUGUCCUCUGCUUUCUUCAACUAAUGUUACUUAUCUUACAUUAUGUAAAGGGCUUAUUUCUAUAUACAAACACAGACAAAAAUGUGCUUGAGGUAUGGCUUCAGGUAUCUCAGUUCACACUGCAUGCUUAGGGUUAUACCUUCAAAGGUAAGCAUUUGCUUAAAAUGUGUUUAAUGUGUUGCUAUAGAGAGCGGGCAGGUGUAGGACACAGUAUGUAGUAUGUUUGAGGAGAAACGUUGGGCGGCACAGUAAGGCUGAGAAGCUCAAUGGCAUUAUGUUAACAUUACUGUUAGCAUUAUGGUUUGUGUGAGCUGGAAGAAAAGGCAAUAUUUAAGGGCUGUUUUAAUCAUUUCUUGUCCCUUUGUUUUCUAGCUGAUUAACUGAACUGAUAGAUAGUGGUGUCAGGUUUUUUAGGCCUAACAAAUGUAUGCUGAAUGCAGAAUUCUCCACUUUCAUGUCUGUUGAAUAUAUAUGUUAGCUGCCUAUUGCUAGGUCCGGCUUGUCAGAUUCUACUAGUCAACUACAGGUCCCACAAAUUGAGAAACAAAUAGAAAACUGGUUCUCUGCUCAUUCAUUGUGUCAUUCUCCAUUGUGAGAUUUGUCUGUUUACUUGUUGUCUCACUCAAAGUCAUGCUGCAUUCACGACCCUCGGAGUGUUGGGAAAUGCAACCUGUAGACUCAGAGCAAUGGAGUUGUGUGCAUUCACAUGCUUUGAACUCGUUGAGAACACCAAUAGGCUAACGUCAAGAUAGCAACUUUAACCAUAAACAUACUAUCAUGCUCAAAAACAAAUUAUAGUGUUCAAAAGCCUUCAAAUUGAUUGUUUUUGAUAAAUAAUGUUUUGUUGUUGCAUUUACCUGCCAAAAAUGCUGUCAUCAAAGUAUUUUCCUUCAGUGAUGUCAGAGUUCAGCAUGUCAGAGAAGUUGGGUUCCAGAGAUGAUACCUGAGUUGCAAGGUUGUAAUUAGGACUUGGAAGUUUAGAUUACUCCGAUAGGUUGUGAAUGCAGGAUCUGUUCAUUUGACCCCAUCAUCCCAUCAUUCCUGUUUCCUCUCUGGUUCCAUCACCCUGUCAUUGCCGUUUCCUCUCUGGUUCCAUCACCCCGUCAUUGCCGUUUCCUCUCUGGUUCCAUCACCAGAUCAUUCCUGUUUCCUCUCUGGUUCCAUGGCCUGUAAUUCCACAGGCCAACAGUAGAUGGGGCUCUUGAAUAGGUUUAUUUUAAGAAUGUAUUAUACAUGAUGAAUUAAAGGUAGAAUGUCAAAUGAAAUCCUAGCAAGAUUGGACCACUGGAAGAUGGGGUCAAAGAUAGUCAAAGCAGAUGCAUAAGGAUACAGGAGGCUGAGGUCUUCGGAACCUAGUGAUGAUGGAGGUGUGUGUGUGUGUGUGUGUGUGUAUGUUCGAGGGGCUUCUGGUGGCUCACCAAUUAGUCAGGUUCCGCACAGAGCCAGUCUUCUCUGGAGACCUCAUUAGCAUGGCUGUGCCUAGGGGCCUGCAGGUGUGGCGGAAAUGUCCUGUUUUUAGAGCCCUCAGGAGACACAAUAUUAACUAGCCCAUGAAUCACUUCUUCCUCUUCGUUGCACCUAACACCUACUGUAAGUCAGCACACAGCAUACAUACACCUUCAUCAGCAUUACACCUCUAUCAGCCUCUCAUCUAGACCUUCAUCUGCAUUAAACCUACAAUAGAUCUGAACGUCAUCUUCUAGUAAACACACUCAUUCUGUCCAUCUGAGAGAUGAGUGAAAAAGAGGUUGACAGAGAUUCAGAGGGAAGGUAGGGAUCUGGAGAAAACACAUUGACGGAGGAUGAAAUGAGAAAGAGAGGGAGAAGGAGUCACAGAAGGAGAGAGGGAGAAGGAGUCACAGAGUGAGAGAGGGAGAAGGAGUCACAGAGUGAGAGAGGGAGAAGGAGUCACAGAGUGAGAGAGGGAGAAGGAGUCACAGAGUGAGAGAGGGAGAAGGAGUCACAGAGUGAGAGAGGGGAUGGAUGGUUGACAAAUCAAAAUGAACAAAGGGCCAAACCCUAAAUCAGUGAGUAUGUGAUGUUACAGUAUGCAAGAGAAUUCCACACAUGACCAGAAUAAAGCCAUGGCCUUUUUGGAGAGCUCUAGAUAGUAUGUCCUGAGAGAAAAGAGAUAUUAUCACCAAAUAUAAGACUAUUCUCAGCAGCUACAAUACCAUUUAGUAAAAGUGCCCUAAAAAGGCUUAUGUUAGCAUGUUAGCUUCAGUGCUAUCCUACUGCAUCAAGACAAUCCUUAUACUGUAUCUCCUGACUAUCACUCUUAUGUGUGACCCAUACCUUGUAGGAGUCUACCACGUUAGUAGGCUACUCCACCAAAAUGAGGCCCCCAAAUAUUCUAGGAAAAUUGCAUCUUGUCUUGCUCUUCAUUUUUCCAUGUUCCAUAUCUGAUAUAAGGUUGAGAUCCAAUGACCUUAUGGACCUCGGUGUGAUUUGACCCUGAACCAGUAUACAUCCUAUAGCUUUACAUCAACACACUAAGUCAUGCGCAUGUAAAAGUCCCUUUUACAUGCAGUAAUGCAUCAUGUACUACCAAUGGCUGUCCUGGCUGAUGACUACAGUAUGUGUUCUCCAUGCCAUCUCUCACUGACAAUACUGUGCCAUAGACUCACCAUAAACAUUACUGUACACAAGCUUUCUCCAAAUAAAGAUAGACUUUAUGAAAUUCCAUGAAUAAACAUUUUUCUAAUUUCGAUAUGGUCAACGCAGGCAUGUAUGCAACACUGCUGUGAUUUGCUAGGUUUGAUUCCCUAUUAUGCUAAUGUGGUUUAAGGCCCUAUCAUUUCAAUCUAGAUCACAAUGACAUUGAUGUUGUACUGUAUGUACUAUAGACCUCCUAAUGAGUACCAUGACCCAAUCUAAAGACAUCACAUUUAUAGUGUUGUGUUCAUUACACAUAAUUAUGUGUUCUUAUCCUGUUCCACUCUCCCGCUUGUGCAGCUGCCUGAUAUACAGUUGAAGUUGGAAGUUUACAUAAACUUAGGUUGAAGUCAUAAAAACUAGUUUUCAACCACUCCACACAUUUCUUGUUAACAAACUAUAGUUACGGUAAGUCGGUUAGGAAAUCUACUUUUUGCAUGACACAAGUCAUUUUUCCAACAAUUGUUUACAGACAGAUUAUUUCACUUAUAAUUCACUAUAUCACAAUUCCAGUGGGUCAGAAGUUUACAUACACUAAGUUGACUGUGCCUUCAAACAGCUUGGAAAAUUCCAGAAAAUUAUGUCAUGGCUUUAGAAGCUUCUGAUAGGCUAAUUGACAUACUUUGAGUCAAAUGGAGGUGUACCUGUGGAUGUAUUUCAAGGCCUACCUUCAAAUGCAGUGCCUCUUUGCUUGACAUCAUGGGAAAAUCAAAAUAAAUAAUCCAAGAACUCAGAAAAAAAACACACAGCCGUCAUACCGCCUAGGAAAGAGAAGCGUUCUCUCUCUUAGAGAUGAACGUACUUUGGUGCGAAAAGUGCAAAUCAAUCCCUGAACAACAGCAAAGGACUUUGUGAAGAUGCUGGAGGACACAGGUACAAAAGUAUCUAUAUCCACAGUAAAACGAGUCCUAUAUCGCCAUAACCUGAACGGCCGCUCAGCAAGGAAGAAGCCACUGCUCCAAAACCGCCAUAAAAAAGCCAGACUACGGUUUGCAUCUGCACAUGGGGACAAAUAUGGUACUUUUUGGAGAAAUGUCCUCUUGUCUGAUGAAACAAAAAUAGAACUGUUUGGCGAUAAUGACCAUCGUUAUGUUUGGAGGAAAAGGGGGAGGCUUGCAAGCCAAAUAACACCAUCCCAACCAUGAAGCACGGGGGUGGCAGCAUCGUGUUGUGGGGUGCUUUGCUGCAGGAGGGACUGGUGCACUUCACAAAACAGAUGGCAUCAUGAGGGAGGAAAAUGAUGUGGAUAUAUUGAAACACCAUCUCAAGACAUCAGUCAGGAAGUUAAAGCUUGGUCUCAAAUGGGUCUUCCAAAUGGACAAUGACCCCAAGCAUACUUCCAAAGUUGUUGGAAAAUGGCUUAAUGACAACAAAGUCAAGCUAUAGAAAAUGUGUGGGCAGAACUGAAAACGUGUGUGCUAGCAAGGAGGCCUACAAACCUGACUCUGUUACACCAGCUCUGUCAAGAGGAAAGGGACAAAAUUCAUCCAACUUAUUGUUGGAAGCUUGUGGAAGGUUACACAAAACGUUUGACCCAAGUUAAACAAUUUAAAGGCAAUGCUACCAAAUACUAAUUGAGUGUAUGUAAAUGUCUGACCCACUGGGAUGUGAUGAAAUAAAUAAAAGCUGAAAUAAAUAAUUAUCUUUACUAUUAUUCUGACAUUUCACAUUCUUAAAAUAAAGUGGUGAUUGUGAAAAACUGAGUUUAAAUGUAAUUGGCUAAGGUGUAUGUAAACUUCCGACUUCAACUGUAAAUGUCUCUCUUUUUCUUUCUCUCCCUCUCUUUUUAGCCAUGUUUUUGUUCUGUCCUGUGGAUCUAUGCAGAAGCCCAUUCCUUUUUUUGGUUGUAAAUAUGUUCCCUAGAAUGCUGAACGAUGUAUCAAGUAUAUCUUUGCUUCCAGGUUAUCUUGCGUUUUGAGUUGAUGUCAUAUUUCUUUACUCUUCUUCUUUUAUUUUUCCCCCUUGAGCGUCUGAAAUCAUUGGUUGCGUUUUUGUUGAAGUAGGAAGAGAAUUUGGUGGGGCUUAACCAAUAGAAUUGUCCUCAGAUUCACACCCUUAUUGAGAGAGGUUAUGGGACUGUGUGUGUGUGGGAGAGAGAGAGAGAGAGAAAGCUAUAUGAUUAUAAAAAAGGUUCAAAGGCAUAUAGAAGUAUCAUUACAGUUAUGGUUAUUAUGAUUACUAUUAUACUACCGGUAUAUUGUAAUAUUAUAGAUGCUUUAGUUCAGUAACUUCUUUAAUUUUUUUACAAACGACUUUGAUGAAAUGAUUUAUAAAACAAGUCAUGAUCUUUUGGAAAAGUAUCAAAACUACUGCUACAAUGAUGAAAUUGUCUUCUGAUUAAAAUAAAUGCAGACAUAUAA
Salvelinus fontinalis (brook trout) is the source of this 7996-nucleotide messenger RNA. RefSeq names its product NALCN channel auxiliary factor 1-like. Gene Ontology annotation, biological process: calcium ion import across plasma membrane. Gene Ontology annotation, molecular function: stretch-activated, monoatomic cation-selective, calcium channel activity. Bases 671 to 1891 code for a protein of 406 amino acids. The record is from RefSeq and is a predicted model, not a curated record. Gene Ontology annotation, cellular component: plasma membrane. Lineage: Eukaryota; Metazoa; Chordata; Actinopteri; Salmoniformes; Salmonidae. The transcript is spliced from 3 exons.